Messenger RNA from Biomphalaria glabrata, 928 nucleotides. RefSeq lists its product as uncharacterized. The transcript has 13 exons. The coding region runs from base 111 to 491 and encodes 126 amino acids. The record is from RefSeq and is a predicted model, not a curated record. NCBI's taxonomy places the organism in Eukaryota, Metazoa, Mollusca, Gastropoda, Planorbidae.
GAUCUGAUUGAAAAAGUAAAAUAAUAACUUAUCUCCUACUUCGUCAGUGGGCAGAUAUAAAUAGGUCAAGAAGGAAAACAGAUUGCCACUUAAUUUCUUUACGGAGAAAAAUGUUUUCUUCAGUUUUGUUUUGUUGUACUGUGUUGGUCUUAGCCAAUGAGGCUACACAAGAAAAGGAGGCUGAACAGAGAUACUGGGACGUUAUUAAAAAAGACGUCGAAAGAGAUCUGAAUACAGAAAAAGCUGAAAGGAAUUUCUGGGACAUAGUUAAAGAGCGGGCUGAAAGGAAUUUCUGGGACAUAGUGAAAGAACGGACUGCAAGGAAUUUUUGGAGAUUAUCACCAGAAGAACGUAAAAGGGAUCUGGAAAACGAGGACAACUUAGAUCUAGAGGGAUGGAUUGUAGUCCCAUAUAGCGUCAGGACUGAAAGGAAUUUCUGGAGAUUAUCACCACAAGAACGUAAAAGAGAUCUCGAAAGGGAGACUGAAUGAUCACCCUUCGACAUAAUGAACAUUUAGUACAACAGCCUGACUGGAUAUGCAAUAUCAAGACCUAAAACAGAAAGUAAAUCAUUCUAUUCUGGCAGUGAUCGGACAUUAUAAUUUACAUUCGAUAAUAAACUAAAACAAAAACAAAAAAAUAUGCAACAUAAAAAUUAUAGAUAACUAUUUUGUUUUUGGUUAAUUAAAUGUGUGAUUUGUUUGUGUGUGCGUAUUUGUACUAAUGAGUGUUUAUGUGGUUUGUUAGUGUGUGGAUAUUAGAAUUAGAAUUAUAACUUUUUUUUUACAAAGAUUAUAUCAACUCACUGUCUUACUGUCUGUCUGUCUGAUAUGAUGUGUGAACAUGUUAAAGUAAAAGUAUUAUGGAUAUAAAUCUAUAAGAAUUUCGAUUCUAUACAUUUUGAAUCUAAAUAAAAUUGUAAAAAUUG